GGUGCCAUUAGCAGUUUCAUUGGGUUCUCCUGUUUUCUGUGUUUCUGGUAGCUUUGCUAAUUUUGGUAGAUGUGUUGGCUGUAACUGACUAGAGCAAUAGAAAGCAAUGUAUUUCUGUUGGCAGGAGCACAUUGUAACUGUUGUUUUUCAGUAUCUUUCUAAUUGGAGAUUUUGGAAUUUUUUCCUGUUCCACUUAGACAUUUCAUAUAAAAUCAUGAUCAAAUCAUGUUGUGUACAGUGAACAGCAGUAUGUGUUGCUCUCCAUAAUCACUGCUUGUAGCAUGGUCAGUAGUAUCUCAAGUACCUCGAUGUCUGCAGACCACAGCUGAAAACCUCUGUUCUAGUUUAUGUGAGAACUCCUCUGGCUCACGUGCUAGAAAUCCGUGAAGGGAAUUUUAUGUUAGCCCUGUUUCCAGUUCUUUCAACAUAAGCGUAAAGCCCAAAGCCAGAAUGUAAGUCAGUGUGCACUGUUGUUAGUCAGAUGUGAAACUGCAUCUUUUUCCUCUCAUGCAAAUCUAUGCAAGCUGUUCUGCUACAAAGCUAGAACUGAGCUUAAAAAUAUUUAGCUCAAACUGCAUGAGAGGAAAUGUGUUAGUGAUGCCGGUGAAAGGAAGUGCUUUAAAGAUAUGACCAUAUUUCAAAGGGAUUCUGCCUGUAGAAUGACUAAAGUUGAGAUUCAGGAGUACUGCAUCCCUAUUUUAAUUUUUAGGUUUGGGUGGUGACAGUUGUCAGAAAAGCUCUGAAUAGCAAGAAGGGCAGGAUAGUCUCUCUUUCUUUGCUUAAACAAGGCCCUAGUCAGAGAGACAUCACUGGUGCUUCUUGUAGCUUUAACUGUACUGGGCAGUGAUAUGGUAGACAGCUGUAAAGUGGGACAGAGCAAACUAACUUUAUCUGUUAGUAGUGCAUAUAAACUAUGUUGGACCUUUACUUACUUCUGAGCAAGUCUUUGCCUUUUUGGCUGUGGAGACUGUCGGUCUUCUCUUCUUCACUGCCAUUACAUUUGAUAGGUUGUUAUAUUUGUCCCUAAUAUAAAUCGCACUUUUAGAUUUGCAUACCGAGUAUUCUUGUGGGCCUGCCACAGGAGAUCAGAACAAAUGCUGGACUUGUAGCAAAAAUGUAGCCCACAGAAGGUCUUUAUCUGGUGGAUAAAUUUGAAGACAUGCGCACACACACACGCACACAGGAAAUCCAUGAAGUGUAUGUCAUCAAAGCCGUGUGCUUAUACAUCACUGAAGAUAAAACCAUUGACUCUUUGAAUCAUGCCGAAGAACACUCUGAAGAACAAAAGUUUUUAAGUCUGGAUUAGAGGAAAGGGUUUGGAUCGUGGGAGCAAUGUCCUUGUCAGAAGAUCAGGAGAUGAUAGAUAGGAAUGAAUCCUGUACUGCAGGACAGAUGCCUAUGUCCUACUUUACCUGCCUGGCUUACAUACUGAAAGAAUGGACUGGCGUGGAGCAUAUUGAAGACUAUCUGAGUUAUGCAGUCUACCUUUUAUGGGUGUUUUUUCCACUCAUAAUAGUUUUUCUGCUUCCGGGAGUUAUUCUCCUCUUCAUCUACAUUUCCAUUAUCUUUGUUCAUAUUUAUAAAAGGAAGAAUGAAUUAAAGGAAGCUUAUUCCAAUGAUUUUUGGGAUGGUGCAAAACAAAUGUUGGCUACACUAUGGGAUGGACAUGCGAGAAUAUGGCAUGGUUAUGAGCUUCAUGGUAUAGAAAAUAUUCCAGAAGGACCAGGGCUCAUUGUGUUUUAUCAUGGAGCAACUCCUGUUGACUAUAUCUAUUUCAUGGCUAAACUUCUUAUACUACAGAAGAGAACCUGCCAUGUAGUAGCUGAUCAUUUCGUCUUUAAAUUACCAGGUUUUAAGCUAUUACUUGAUGUACUCGGAGUUAUGCAUGGACCAAAAGAAGAAUGUGUCAAUACUCUGAAGAAGGGCCAGCUGUUAGCCAUUUCCCCAGGUGGAGUUCGGGAAGCACUCUUCAGUGAUGAAACAUAUGUUAUUAUGUGGGGUAAUCGAAAGGGCUUUGCUCAGGUGGCCAUUGAUGCAAAAGUGCCCGUCAUUCCUAUGUUUACACAAAAUGUUCGAGAAGGCAUUAGGACAUUAGGAGGAAUAAAAAUAUUUAGGUCGCUGUAUGAGCAUCUUAGAUUGCCAGUAGUUCCUAUGUAUGGUGGAUUUCCAGUCAAGCUUCGUACAUUUAUUGGAGAACCCAUUCCAUAUGAACCAAAUGUAACUGCUGAGGAACUAACUGCCAAGCUAAAACGACUGCCUACUCUGGAAAGAAGAGAUGCCAGACUUCUACAUAAAACACUAAAGAGAAUAUUGUAUUAUUCAGAGAAGAUCAUAAAAGUUAACAACAAAAACUUUAAAAAAGUUAAAAGUGUUUUCCUAUGGUCAGGUCUGUGCUCUCUGCCCCCCUGGACUUUUCUGCAAUACCAGAGCAGCUUCAAUCUUUCUUCAAUCAACUCUCUUCAGGGAAUGGGAAGGUAGAACCCAAUGAACAUGUAGUAUUUCUCAUUUUGAUUUCUUUAAAGUCUAUUGAAGAUACGUAAAAACAUUUCUGAACUCCUGUUUCAACUGCUAUCAUGGAGCUGCCAGUACUCCAGGUGCUUCUUAAAUGGUCACACUUUUCCUUACUGUGUAAAAACUACUGGGACCCAGUAGCCCCCACCAGGGCUAUUAAAAUGUCCUGCCCAUCCUGAAACGGAUGAAUUUUCUCCUGUCCAUACUGCAAUAGAUUAAUUUUCCUAACUAGCUGGCAGUUACAGGCUUGCUUGGCCGUGUUCUUUUGCCUAUAGAGUUGCACAUUCCAGAUGGACUUUUUGGUAUCUUUAUUUUGUUUUAUGAGAACAAGCUUGGAAAAAAAGGCUGAUUGCAAUUUGGUUCAGUCCUUGAAGACUUCCAUAAAAAUAGAAAACAAGUCCCAUAAAUGAAACACAGGCACACACACAAAAUCUCCAGACUAGUUUUGGAAUCCUAAUUCUGGGCAACCUUGGCUCAUGUUUACAGGAAUAAAGCUUCCUGGCUCUUUCUCCUCUCUGUGUAGACCCAGGACCAGCAGAGAAGCAAAGCAGAUGUGAUGGUGUUGCCAGUAGCAAACAUGCCAUCCAUGUUGUGUGAUGAGGGCGGCGCAGUCCUCUCUGGAAAGAGCUGCAGCCUUGUGAGCAGCACUGAGGGCCUUUUGGGAGCAAACACUAAGCCCGUAGACUCUAGCAUGAGAUGUCUAGUAGCCAGCUCCGCACUAGACUUGUUCAUCAGGUAGCACCUCGAGGGUUGCUAUUUCCCCUCUAAAGCAAGCUAGCAGUCAUGCCUCCUCCUAAAUUCCUCUCUCCAUCGCUAAUCUCACACAUGUCUCCAUAUCCUAGGGAAUGGUGGCAACCCUGUCCUGAAGAGCAGGUGCCCCUCAAGCACCUGCAGACGCAGCAUAGCAAGACUGCUAAGGUUAAUUUCUGGUCUUCUUGUGCACCCCACUACCACCUUUAGGGUGUCCAUGUGCACUGAUCAUGCCUUGUAGGGGAAGACUGCAGCUCUAACAGGGUGUGAAAGCUUUAUAAAAAGAGCUUCUGGUAUUUUUCUGUCAUACAUACAGUAUCUGCAACUACUACUUCUGGGAGGAAAUAAAGCUUUCUGCAUAGCAGCUCAAAUAGAGGAACUGACAGAUAUUCUUACACUGUAUAAUUUAUUCCAUCCUUCUGGUGCAGCUUCUGGGUCAAAUGUAGAUCUGAAGUUCUGCUGCCCACAACACCUUCAAGUUGCUUUGGCUACUCCAUGCCCAGCGCUCCAUUAUUUAGCUCUGCAAAGCACUCCUCAUCCAUUAUAAGUAUGUACAGUUUGGUAGGCAUUUAAAGUUGGAAGACUGCUUUUGCUGCUGUCUGCAGAAAGGUGAUUAAGGAGAAUUUAGCAUGUGGGCGGUUAAGCUCUCAUUAAUGUCCGAAAACACCCUUAUAGGAGCAAUGGGAAUAGAGAAUUGACCUAAAAAGGCAAACAGAAAAUCUCAGCCAAUGGAGUGCAUUAAUCAGUCUUUUCUAGUUCCUUAACUCUUAACAUUUCCUGACCAUUAAUGGCUACAGGACCAGAUACUGUCUAGUCUUAUAUACAUACUGCUCUGUGUGUGUGUGUGUGUGUGUGUGUGUGUGUGUGUGUGUGUGUGUGAGAGAGAGAGAGAGAGAGAGAGAGAGAGAGAGAUGCCCUGUUUCUUCCGUAUAAAUAGGAACAUGGAACCUACUUUAGCUCCUGUUGCAAGUCAAACAGCAGACCAGUAUUAUUCAAUCCACCUACGGCUUUGAGAAAGCCAAGAUGAUAGCUCUCGUGCUUGCUUUGUCAUUAUGCUUUAUCAUUUCUCAUUAACUGGUUUCUGUAGAUGUGCUGAUUUCUAACUGAUUGGCUCUACAAACCAUGCAUGAAACAUUGGCAAUACUGUGAUAGCAAGGAAAUAAUGAUUUCCGGAGCCUUAGCUCCUGAUUUUAAUGCAAAUGCCCUCUGUAAAUGUGGGAACUAAGGCUAUAGGAACAUUUUCAUCAACUAGAAAGUUGCAUGAAUUUGAGCCCCAGGUCUCACCUCUACAAGGGAAAACAACAUCCAUAUUAGCAGCAUGCUCACAUCAGUGCAAUUAAGAUUGAAACACUUAGGUUUCAGAAUAGUGACCCUGCCUCAAAAAAUGCUGGCAAUACUGAUCUUCCUGAGCUCCAGAGUAAAACACAGGGAAAAAGCAGGUUUGACAAGGAAGUAAACAGAUACAUUCAAAUAUAGAGGACCAUAGGCUACAGAUGCAAUUUUACCUGUAGAGUGAGGACUGGUUGAAAAAAAGACUGAAAUCAUUGUAUCAGGGUUGUCCUUUGAGACAAGUUUCAUUUCUUUGGCAAGCCGUCCUGUUUCGACAGUGACUGCAUCUGCCCAGGCAGCAUGCCAGGCAGGAGGUGGCAGAGGAGACAUGCAGCUGAUGGAAAACAGAAGAGCCUACGGUACAGGCUCUUUAGGGGCAGAUCUGCUUCCAUCUAAGCCUGAAUCAGAUUUAAUACUAAACUGCUUGAAACAGCUACUGAUGUGCAUCUGGGGAGAUCAGAACAGGUUUGACUGAGCAUGGGCAGGCUGCAUAUGGGGGGAAGGCAGUGGUGAUUCAUCCCAGGAUAAAUGUGCUGCUGCUGGGGUGGGGCAAACUCAAUUUUAGGAGGUGCAGAGGGUGUUGGCAGCUGCCUGAAGUAAAUAAAUAAAUAAGAUCAAGAGAAUAUGGCUGGUUCCAGGUAAUUCCUAUACUGAUGACCCAAGCUUCCCUUCCUGGGAUCCCAUACUGUUCUCUGGGUGUGCUGGAUUUACCUUAUGCUUCAGGAGAAAAAGCUGAAGGUUUAUUUCUCCCAAGGAUUCACCAGUUUUACAAAAAUCUAUCAGAAAUGGAAACCUAGGUUCUGCACAAGAUUUUGGGCUUUUCUUUCCUGUCCAUUUUGCCCCUUUGUUUAGAGAGCUGUGCUGCCCCAUUACAACUGUAAUAAUAGGAAUCACUUAGCUGCCCCCAGUCAGCACCAAGCCUGUGGCACAGAGAGGUUAACAUUUAGCAAGGCAGGCUGUCUUGAGUUUGAAAAGCUGUCAGGAUGCAAGACGGCUCAGCAUGGUUCAGACAGUGAGGUUAUGCUGCUUUUUAAGUUGAAAGGAAAACUUUUAUUCAAUGCCUUAUCCCCAGAGAUCAGGUCCUGGCUAGUCUGAAAUCAGCCUUGUCUGGCUGCCACCUGGUGCCAAGGCUGCUUGUUUCACAAUUAAAAUACAUAAGCCUGUUUUCCAUGGCUCUCUUGGUAACGUUUGCCUUGAUUUACAUGGGCACCACCUCUCCAUUCACGUGCCUAGGGCAGGGCAAUCCAUGGCAUGGAAAAACCUGAACAUUGUGUCUCCUCUGUGGGCAUCCGAGGGCAAACAGAAGGAUAUUUGCGCAGGGAAGCUUACCGUGAGAAGAGGGAUGAUUUGCUAACAUUUUGGGUCACCUUUUUUUUUCAUUUUUCCCCAGGCAUAUUGGCUGGAAGUUUUCAGCCAGUGUUUCUGAUGUCAGAAACAUUAAGGGCAUGAGAAUUUAGAAGCACUGCUGUCUUGGCACAAGUGGAAAACCACAUUGCUGAAGCAGAGGCUAUUCCUCUGAAUACUUCAGCUGACCUUCUCUGAGCGUUAAUACCAAACUCUACAUUCAUGUCCUGACAGCUGCAGCAAGAGAAAUGCUCAGGUCAGUGCCUUGCCAUUUAGUACAGCAGUAAUGCAAGCUGGCAUAUAGGGAGCAAUUUAUUCAUGCAGCCUGAUGUGAUCUGAAAAAGCCAGUAUGGAAAAGUCUUCUUUGCAGCCUCUGUUUCAAACUCAGACGUGUGGGACCUGGAGAGAGCAGAGCACAGAUUGCGAAUCCAGCAGGUGCAGCAGCUCGCAGCGUCCAGCUCCGGCACUCACCCUCCGCCAGACUUCUGAUGGGUGGCAUCUCCUCCCUGGCUCUGCCCUUUCCUUCGGCAUGCACUGGGCUAUGCAUUUACACUUUCUUGUCUAGGCACAGAUUCUUUGUAUAUUUGCCCCGUGACUUUAGGCAGAUGUAACAUAAAUAACAGAGGGAAUCUAAGCCCAAAAGCUUACUUGCUUUCUUCCAACUACACCAGCUAUCUUAAUGUGUUAAGUAUAGCAUCUCCCUCGAAAUAUGGCUUACUGUAUGAGUUCAAAUGCCAUCUCUUCAGUACUUCUCUUGAACUGAGGUAGUAGUUAAUGCAGAGAAAAUUACUGCUUCUGAUAAUUAAGGUUUCAGUGAAACGUCAGAUAAAUUCUUCAAGGCAAAUUGUAAUGAACACAAGACUUUCAUGUUCUUCCAAGAAUUUUUGUGUUUCUGUAAGGCUGCACUGGUUUUUCUUCCUCUUCCUUUAGGAAAUAUUAUAGCUCUGAUCUCAAAAUAUGUUGCAUGUGCGCGCACAAGGAAAACCACUCAAACGGAUAAAAGUGCUACCAAACACUCCUCUUCCUAUUUUAAUUCUGCUCCAGGCAGAAAUAGGAACAGACAGAGUAUAUUAUCUCUGUGCACAGUAGGAAGCAUCCUGUGGCAUAGACUGCUGGCUAAAAUGAAUUAUCUAUGCAAGAGAAGUUAACUAAAACAAAGAUUUUAUGAGAUCUGUAUUCAAAACAAUGUUAAAAGAAGUUAAAUUUAAAAUUGAGGUUGAAAUCUUACUUGUAUGCCCUACAAGGGGGAUGACAUGACUGAUAGGCAGCAAAAUGCAGUGACUUCUCAGCCACAACUAAGGGGGCACAUGUUUCUUACCAGAUCAGACCAUUAGCCUGUACUGCUUUGCAAACUGAGGCACGCACUGGUAAGCACUGCUCCAGAUCCUGACUGCGAAUUCCCAUGACACAUCUUACCUCCAUGCAGUUCUGGAGGGCUGUGAAGCCAGCAAGUAACAUGAAUCCAGACUGCGCAGCAAUGCCUGUAUGCUGAACCGUAGCCACGAUGACUUUCUAAAUGUGCGUUACUGUGGCAGAUGACACCAUGCAAGUGGCUGGAUGACUGCAUCAGGCAAAUCAGAGACUGCCCUUUUGUUUCCCUGCUCCCCAGCCCACAUUUUAAGUCUUACCAGGAUGAGGAAAAGCAAACAGUAGUGUGUCAGAGGCCUUAACUGAGCACUGAAAAAGAACCUAAAUGGCAACAUUCUUUGGAUCCCAAAGUUUCCAAGAACAUUUCUAGCUCAAUUACAUAUUUUAUUAAAAUGCCUGAUUCUGGGCAAUUCAGAUGGAGAGAAGACAGAAUUUUUACUCUGUAAUUCUUUAUAUUCUUUAAUUUCUUUAUAACAGAAAGACUGCUAUAAAGCCUUGCAGAGAUGCUCUACAAGAAAGGUAAAUCUAAUUUUAUAUGCCAGAUAAUACGCCACUUUAAUGACAUUGUGUCCCAUUAGGGUGUGAAAGUGUUUUCUCUGAAAUCUGGGGGAAGGCAUCCAACACACAGUCUCAUGUCUUCACUAGCACUGAGUGACAAUUUGGGACAAGGCGAUAUGUCCAAGCAUAAGAAACUGCUAUUAAUAAAUAAAAAAAAUAGAAUAGAACAUCAGACAGAUCAAAUAUAAAAGCAAAAGCCCAUCUAAAGGCUAAACUGGAUUAAUUACUAGCUACUGGUGAUAUGUAGGAGUUCAUGUCACCUUAAAGAAUGAUAUAACCAUAAGGCAUGUUUAUUCUUAAUUGCCAAUAAUGUGCUGCCCACUGUCAGCUGGGAGGGAGGGGGUAGAACUGUAACCCCUGUGUAUGAGUACCAGUACUUCUCACAGAAGACAGGACAACCCCUUUCCUCCUUUAUAUGGUAACACAGAACUUAAACUACAGCCCAUUUUUCCAUUACAUACAUAGUACACUGUGCUGUGUAUACUGCUCACACAGGUAUGAUAUUUGAAGAUGUUCAUUAAGGGUUAUAAUUAAGAUAUGCUGUAUGCUUUAUGCUAUAAUAGAGUUUAAGUAUAUGGCAAUUCUUUGCAUUCCUUUGGAAGCUUAAAAUACUUGCUUAGAAAUGGCAAGUGGUCUUAGACACUGUGGCCCAGCUAAGGCAGGAUUUUGGAUUCUUCUGAUUUGAAAAUACGGGCUAGGUGGAAUCACACACAAAAGUCAAGGAAAUUCCAAGGCAGCACUUACGAUUCUGUAAUAAACCUGUAGGCAAACAAUGACACAGGAUGCAGAUUAAAUGGUAAUGAACACAACAAAACACUCAAACCAAUCAGACAAGUUUUCAUCAGGCUGUUGUUAGGACAUUGCUCAGGCAGCAGACCUCUGACGAAAUACCACACAGGUAUAAUGUAACCACAAGGGUCCUCUCCCACUGCCGCACUGUCGCAGCCAGCUGGAACCAAAGUCGGCAGAAGAAGGUGACAGCAUUUGAAAUGUAGACUCAGACAUAACAGAUGGUAAAAUAGAGCCAAAAGCAAAACCAAAUCCCCAAAGGAAAGCACGGAAACAAAUAUCAGAGACAAACAGGCAUUUAAAAUAAACAAACAGACAAAAACAAAAGCAGAAGAAGCCUUAAAGGGAGAAUCUUGAAAGAGUUAUAAAAUCAUCAGUCAAGCAAAAAAAAAGAUCAGUAGGAACAAACAAAUGCAAUAAGGAAUGGGUGAAUUGCAUUAUGCUGCUCGCUCAGUCUGAAGGAGCCUCCAGAUGUUCCUUGUUACUCUGAUCUGUAACUAAAAGUUAUGAAAUAGCUCAUUUGCUUUUGAGUUUGAAAAGGAGAAAAUUAAAGCUGUCUGUAUCUGAGGUGACCAUGAUGAAACUAGAACAGUGCACUGAUUUAAGGGGAACAGCACAAUUACUUUUUUCAUAGAAUUGUCGUCAGAGCAGAUUUCAAAGUUGGCUCUUUAUUCCGGACAGCAAUCUAUUCUCAUACAGGGAGAUGUGAGUUGUGUCCCAAAGAGAAAGGACGUUGCAGAUGCAGGAGUCAAAGCCGAUGUGUCCAAAAGCCCCCUCUGAUUGGGGAAUCAGGGCAUUGAGGUGCUUUGGCUACUCAGCAUGAAAAAAAAGGGCCAUGUCUUUCAGAGCCACUGAGUGCUCCCAGCGCCUAUUUGUGACAAGAAGUGCUGCAGGCUCUGAGCACUCUCCAAAAUAAAGCCAAUAUGAUCUCCAGCUAAAUAACUUAUCUCCUGCAGGCAGACGUCUUUCCCCUCCCUGGGCCCAAAGGCUUUUUCUCGCAGCUUCCCCACUGAAGCAAGUAUCCCUGCAGCGCUCUUUGCAAGCCGAAAGCCACGAUGACAGACCUGAGUGAGAGGUAGCCAGAGACAACUAGAAGUAAAAGGCAGAUGCUCCUGGCACCAGUGCUCAGAAGACUAUUCCCCUUUUAUUGAACCUUUGGUUCCCAGCAAUUUCCCAGGCUGAGAGCAUUAACAAUUUGUGUGUUUCUGCAGCGUUUGCAGGGGGCAGCUGAGCUGUGGCUGGCUGUGGUGACCAUUGUCUCACCCUGGCCCAAGGAGGAGAAACCACAUUGGCCUCCAAUCCCCCAAGGAAAAUGAGGAUACAUGGCAAUGGGGAGCAAGGAGGAGGCAUAUGGUGAAAUGGGGAAGUCACAUCAUAGAAGCACUGUGAGAAAACUUGCACGGGACAUGAGAUGGAGCAGAAAUGGAAGGGUAGAAAAUGGGAGGGUGGGUGGCAUCUGCAGGGGAGCUGGAGCGGGAGGAGGAGAAGCGCACAGACAGAAAAAGAAAAAAGAUUGUCAAGGGUGAACAUAAUGAGCAAGUGCUAUUUUUAACUCCUGGGGUUCAGAGAGAGUUGCUGUAUACUCAGGGUAGCUGGAGGAGACAGCUGGCAUUGAGGAGACAGCUGGCAUUUGUGUAUUUAGCAUGGAAAGGUAGAGCAGUAAGUUUUCUCUCUCUAUAUAUAUACAUACAUAUAUACAUAUAGGGACAAUCACUUCUCCUGAACCCAGGAGAAUCCACUUCAUGAUGAUUGCCAAAUCUAGAGAGAUUAGUAAAGUGAAGCAUCAUAUAGACUUAUGGAGAAUGAAUUUCUGGAGGAGAAUGGGAAAAAGACUCUUGACUAAGUAGUAUCAUGUUAUAUUAUAGCCCUUUAUUCCCUCAGGAAGGGCAAACAGAUGAAGCGUCUCCAUAACUGCAAGGACAGCUUCCAGGACUCACACACUCGUUUGCACAGGUGAAAAACAGCCAGGUGUGUCUCCCUGAGCAAGCACAUAGGGCCGGUGUACAGGAACUGCUAGCAGAGAGCGUUGCUGAGCUCCACUAGUCACCGAUAUCAAAAAGAAAGUUAGCUCAGCAUCUAAAUAAUCGUUGGAGUUUUAUGAAUUGAUCAGAUUCCAAAUCUGGACUGCUAUAAACUUUACAGAUACAGGAAAUUUAAAAUUUAUUUAAGACGAACUUGCUUAAAACCAUGGGAUAGCUUGGAGAUAGACUGGAAGAGCCCACAAUAAUAAUGCAUUCACUCAAUUGCAAUAUUUAUAAUGGGCAUGUACUUAAACUUAUCCUCCCAUAUUUUGAGGCAUUUUCAAUGAUCUCACCCUCUAUAACUGGUUCACUUGGUUAAUAAUGAUCCAAUCUUCUAGAAAACAGAAAGGUAUGUAAAUCCUACGAGGACAUUUACCAGUUAGACAGCACUGGGAAACAUUUCACCUACAUAGUGGGUGUGAUUAUGGGAGUACAGUUUAUGUUCACUACACUUAAUAAGAACCUGAUUAAAAAUAAAUGACUUGGUUACUGGAAAACCCACCAAGUAGGAGCAUCCCUUUCUCUGCUUCAUUAUGAUUUCCAAAUGUAGAGAUGCUAAUAAAGUGCAGCAUCAUACAAACUUUAAUUUAUGGAGAAGAACAGGAAAAAGACUCCUGGCUUUGCUUUUGUUUGUAGCCUCUUGUGAAUUAAAAAGAUCUUUCCAUCUAAGACAAAAACCCUACUGCUUAACAAUGCACAUGAAGUAGCAGCCUCAGGCAGGGGCAGCAGGAGACAUAUUGUGGCAGGGGUGAUAAGUGAGGCCCCGUGCGCUAGAUGACAUGACAGCAAGCUCGAUACAAUGGCACACAACUGAAGACACCACUCCAGUCAGGCUGGCUUUAAAUGCUCUGGAGCUAUGUUUUUGUUGUUAAAUUGAGCUCUCUUCCCCUUUCCCAGUGAAAAAAAAUGCAGAUAAGCACAUUAGUAUAAUAUUAAGGUAAACUAGUAACUGUGGACAAUGUAGUUCAGAGUUCACUCUGCCAAAAAAACAUGCCAGAGGUUUCCAAUCCAUCUUCACAUCAAAUUCAGCUAGGCUUCUGUGCUUGACAGUGGGUCUAAAGUGCUCCCAGAGCAGAAAUACUGCACAGCAUAAGUACUUACUUUUCUACUUUCCAGCUUCAUUAUAGAGCGCACAAGCCACUGAACAAAAACAUUUUAUACCUGUGUAACAUCUAAGAGAACUUAGAGAAAAAGAAGAACUUUUCAUCUGUACUAGGCCUUUCUAAGAUUCCUGUUGCUGUAGUAUGAAAGCACGGUGCUUUAUUUCCCAUCUUUGAACUUGAGAAAAAGAUUUAGUUGUUGUUAGGUGGGUUGUUUUCCCACCCCUUGAUGGUCUAAGAGAUACCAACAGAUGACAACUAAGAAGAAGGAGCAGGAAUCCUGGCUAAGGGACAGAAAGGUUACGAGAUUUGGGUCUGCCCUUUGUUGCACAAAUUCCCAGUCCUGCUUGGGGUGUCAUUGCACAUGAUGAAGUGGCAAAGAAAUCCAGAAGGGCUAUUGAGGCCAUUGGAGAUACUGCCGAAGAUGUCAACAACUUGUGCAAUAGCCUAGUGAUUAAAAUACUUGCCCAUGAGGCACAACUAGAAGAAACUAAACCUCCCUUGAGUUAUGGGGGUUUCAACAGACUAAAUUCGAGGAAGCUGCCUCUGGUCAGGAGGCUGUCCUAGUUAUCACACUCAACACAAGGCUGGGGUGAGGCCAAUCUUCCCUGUCCGGCUACUUGACCUGGCUCACCGCACUGCAAAUAGUAAUGCUUUCAGGAGUCUGAAGGGAGAAUAAGAGCAACAGAACACCUUCUUCUGUUCCUCAGUGAGCAGAGGACUUCUCAGGUGACAGAAGAGUCAUGUGUUUCUGCAGCUUCUCAUUCAUUUUGUAUUAGCUGUGGCUAAAAUGCUGAACUAGCCCUGAGAGCAGAUCCAGAAAUCCCCCCCUUUCCAAAAGAGCAUCCUCAUCACCAAGGCUCCCUCUUGCUUUUCCCUUCUCUGGGGCUGUGGGCUUCUUGCAGGUGCAGGUGGCCCCGUGCUAGAUAGCUGGGGCAAGGGAGGAGACAGCCUCCUGCAGAGGAGGGAGAUCCAUCUCUGACAGACCAAGGAGCGAGGAGGACCCGCCUUCCCACUCCCUGGGCAAAAGGCAGUUUUUUCGGAGUUCUGCCUUGGAAAUAGUGCUCAGGGUGCCAACCGCAGUGACUGGGGCACCCUGCUCGUGUUGGCUGAGGUGCCCGCUGGGGUAUCUAACAGUUUCCUGGGAGAUUCCUGCUGGGCUUGUAGGAUUGUCCAGGUCCCAUGUGGAGACACUGGGUCUCCUCUAGGUCUCUGAGGUAGCCUGGGAGUUGCCCACACUGCUUCUGUGCUCAGAGACCUCUGCCUUAUGUGGUGGUUUCUAUUGACUGUGUGUGGGACUCCACAGGAUCCUGGCAGGGAUAUGCCUGCUAUUUAGGCGCUUGCUGGCAGAAACGAGCACUGGAAUAAUUCUGUGGCUUGAGCAUUGCACAUUAUGUGGUUUCACCCAUUAAGAUUUCUCAAAGGUUCUAGUAUAUGUGUAUAAAAGCUGAAAUAUAUUAUUAAAAGGAAAUCCUUGUUGAAGAAAACUGAGUUUUGCUGUGUUACUUGCUGUAAUUUCAGACCAGCUCCAUAAAACUUGUAAACUACAAAUUAUUAUGAAUUUACACAGAUACAACAGACCCGAAUUUUGUUGUAUGAUAAUAUUGCCUAGAAUCCUAGAAUAAUUAAUGUUGGAAAGGACCCCUGAAGGUCAUCUAGUCCAAUCCCUUGCUCAGAGCAGGUCAACUUUGGUCUUGCUGUUCAGUAAUAAUUUCAGAGGGUCAACAGAUAACACGCUUUUACUGAUCCACCAAGGCAGAAGAGUUUUAGAAAAGACUCUAGAGAUAUGGUAAAAUGACCACAGUGUACUUUAUUUAAUGAUUUUGGUACCUUGUGUUGCAAUAAAAUAAAAAAAAUCUACAAAAUCCAAAUAUAUAAAAUUUUCAAGUUUUUCUUUUAAGUUUUACAAGAAAAAUCAAGUUGUAACCAAGGAAAUUUUUUAGUAUGAAGCACUACUUUCAACUUCAUUUUAUCACAAAUUGCAACUUACUUAACAGACCAAAAGAACUAUGGUACUGCAGUACAUCAAAUACUUCACACACUGUGUUCUUUACUAUAGCACAUGUAACCACUGCCAUGGGAGACAGUAGUCUCUAGCCAAUAAAGACACUCUUCACAAUCUGAACUCUAAAGGAAUGUUUGUAUACAUGGAAUCAGAAUAUAUAUAUUUACAGGAAGAUUUUUUAAUAACUAUUUUGAUUCUUCAUUUCAAAUAAAAUACCAAAUACAUUUUUACAAUGUUUACAAGUCAAAGCACAAGUUCUGCAAUGAUUAUCAUUCACCUCAAGUCACUGUGCUUGUACUGGGGGGAUAUCUACACUGCUCCAUAAACACAAAUGUGAUCUUCCAAAACUUUAUUUCUGCAAUGGUGACUAAGGAGUAUAAGCACAGUAACAAUUAUUUUAGCACAAUCAGUGUAUAAUGCAACAGUUUACAACAGAGAACUGAGAAACUAUUGGUCCAUUCUGUUCAAUUUGCUAUUUAUCUGCCAACUGUUACUUUAGCUUUUGUCACAUAAAUUGUGUACAAGAUAAGAGUUAAAUAACACAACUUGAAUAGGAAAGAGCACACAUUUUUUAAGGCAAAUUAAUAAGCAGCUUAUGGUGUGUUUUUUUUUUUU
Molecule: messenger RNA, 14390 nt
Organism: Dromaius novaehollandiae (emu)
Lineage: Eukaryota; Metazoa; Chordata; Aves; Casuariiformes; Dromaiidae
Product: DGAT1/2-independent enzyme synthesizing storage lipids-like
Exons: 9
Coding region: 1333-2478 (381 amino acids)
Molecular function (GO): acyltransferase activity
Source: RefSeq, a predicted model, not a curated record